This is a messenger RNA of Radiomyces spectabilis, 1291 nucleotides long. RefSeq lists its product as uncharacterized. Gene Ontology annotation, molecular function: glutamate-cysteine ligase catalytic subunit binding; enzyme regulator activity. The transcript has 5 exons. The record is from RefSeq and is a predicted model, not a curated record. Gene Ontology annotation, biological process: glutathione biosynthetic process. Bases 37 to 858 code for a protein of 273 amino acids. NCBI's taxonomy places the organism in Eukaryota, Fungi, Mucoromycota, Mucoromycetes, Mucorales, Radiomycetaceae. Gene Ontology annotation, cellular component: glutamate-cysteine ligase complex.
UCUUUAUCUACGAUCCUCACUAAACCCUUUAUCUCCAUGCCUGCCGCUCAUAUUUCACACUCCCCUGCUAUGCCAAGCUUUAAAAAGGUGGUACUGUAUACAGGGAAUGUCAUGCGUACCAGUGUAGCUGGUCGCAACGCCAAUGUUCACAAGAAAUCCAACAAAGAGUUAUAUACGGCCAUUGACGAUACAUUGAAGACUUCCAUCUCUGCUACCACCACACCUUCCUACAGAUACUAUUCGGAUGAGGAGCUUCUGGAGAUACCUGACCUUCGUUUCAGCAGCGUCAUUCCCGAGGACUGCCGUGGCGAUGUUGAAGUCACUGCCAAAUUAUUCUACUUGAAUCGAGUAUACCCUGCGUCUCACAUUGACCAAGCCAUUGAACACCUCCAAAAGAUCCUGGCGGUAAAGUCUAUUGAUACAUUUAUCGUAUCUACCGCAGAUCAACAAUUGGAAGAUAUCAAGGAAGCAUGGCAGAGCUUGGAAAACCAUGUUCAAAACGGCACUGUCAAGGCAUUGGGUGUUUCUGACUAUUCACAUGCUCAGCUUGAGGCAUUCUUAAACCACGAGGAGAUAAAAGUGAAACCGACCAUUGACCAGAUCAACGUAGCUCACUGCUGCAAUUUACCCACCGAUCUUAUUGACUUGGCGAAGCGCAAUCAAGUGGAAUUAUUACACAAUGGCGAUAGCUUGGAUAUGCUUUCUGACGAAGAGCUCACAUCUCUGUUCCGUUCACACAAUGUCAUUGACAGCGAAAAGACUUUGAAGCCUCGAUGGGUUGUGAAAUACCAUGUUUUCGUGAAAUGCCGUAGUGUCGUUGCCGACAAAGGUUACAUUGUGCUUGGUGAUUCCGCAUGAUGAUGAUGACUGCUGAUUCCAUUUUUUUCUUCCCUCAUGUUGCGUUGCUUAUUUAAUUCAUUUUUCAUUUCGAUAAACACUGUAGAUCCUAUCGUUAGACACCUUAUUUGUACAGAACAGGAAAUAUCCAUCACCCGAAAGGCUUUCGUUUGCUUUCCGAUACAAGAAAAUGCACAUUUCAAAGUCAGACCAUGUUUGGAAAUAAGAUGAUCUCCCUUGCCCGCUAUCCGUGUCACUAAAUAAUAAUCAUUCUGGAAAAUGAGAUUGCCUUUUUACAUUGGCAGCAAAUAAAUAUCAGGUUCGUCUGUAGAGGUCGUCUUACAAGCACCGCAAUGGUACUCAAUGUCUGGUGAUAUGAGUCCUGUCAUCCAAAGAGCAUUUUGAAACAGCAUGCCGAACGUUUGGCUCAAGAAUUGCUUUAUCGCAAGUGUGC